This is a messenger RNA of Peronospora matthiolae, 354 nucleotides long. NCBI's taxonomy places the organism in Eukaryota, Oomycota, Peronosporomycetes, Peronosporales, Peronosporaceae. The record is from the annotation of a GenBank genome assembly.
AUGCUGGACAUCGGGUAUACACGUGUAUACACGCACCUUGUGUUUUUGAUUCUUAUCGUCAUCGCAAGAGACGGGAUGUCAUUAAGUGCGUUCGUGGCUGGCGUGGCGCUGGGUGGACUGCGCUACGGCGCCGUGAAGUUUCAGUUGCUGGAGCGGGAGAGUGUCGUGCUGUACUCGACGAGCCAGGUGAAAGCGAGCUUCCGCGGUGACAGCCACCUCCAGACGCAAAACAAGCAACGGUACGAGGCACUACCGAGUCGUGAGCAUGUAUACUAUACGUACGUGCGUGAAGGCUGGAACUCCAAGGUGCUGGCGCUUCGUAACAAGAUGUACGAGUGGUGUACGACCAAGUAA